ACCAUAGACUCAGAUGGUUUCGAAGAGAUGAAAGAGAGCCCUGCCAUAUCAUAUCUUUGCGGUGGGCUUCCGAGCAUUGAAGAGUUCGUAGAAUGGAUGGGAGAUUCCUUUGUAGUCUCCAGUCGUCGAUGGCCGAUCUUCCCAGUGGCGACUGUAGGGUUUAAGCAGAUCGGGAGAAAUCCGGGUGAUAGGAAUUCAUUCGGACAAAUCGGUGUUGUGGUCGAAGUCAGCAAGUCUUGGAUUGAUGUGUCGUAGACAUUAGGGUUCAGAGAGUUCAAAAGCUUGGGAUAAUUUCGUCGAUUGGUGCAGGGCAGAAAUGAUGUCGAGGGCAAUUUGGAGUCGUAGCACUGGAUUGAGGCGUGCAGUAGGGGCGCCUUGCGUCUCGGCGCAACGUGAGUUUUCCACCCACAACAACAGAAAGUACAACAAUCCGAAAGGAGUCCCAACUCUUCGGCAGAAGAGGAUUGCGUCGGAGGUGAAGGAAGUGAUAAGCGAAGCUUUGCAGCAAGGUCCGUGUCAGAAUCCGAUUUUUCAGCGUGCCGGAUUCGAGAUCAAAGACGUCAAAAUGAGCUCGGAUCUGCGAACAGCUCACGUCCUGUGGCGAGCGCUACCCGGAAUGCAGAAGAAUGCGGAGAGGGCAGUCCUCGCCAAUGUGAAGCGCCUGCGCUCGCUCGUUUUCUCGCGACUCUCGCUCCCUUUCUCCCCGAUUAUCAAACUUCAGGAAGACACGCUUUCUCCCCAGGUACAAGCUCUCGAGGAAGCUUUCGCAAGGCUUCGGGAGGACGAAGGGGAACUACAAGAAGACAGUGCAGCAGCACUUGAAGAGGACGGGGGUUCAGCACUUGUAGGAAUGCAUUCUCAAGAGGAUGAAGACUCUGACGACGAUCUUAAAACGAAGUCGCAAGGGGUUGAAGAGGGUUCUCCUGUGUCAGCUCCGUAGUGUUCCGCUCCGAUGCACGUAGUGUACGCCGACUUUAUCACGAUGAUCGAGUCUUUGGAAUGUCAGUUUCAGAUUUUAUAGGCUGAUCUUUGGAACUUCUUUUGGCCUGGAAGUCAUCUAUUGUGCGGAAUGCGGUGACCGCGGGGAUCCAGGUCGCGAGGCACGAAGUGGAGUGCGGAGAGUGUUUGGUCACUCGGUUUGCUCCGUCUAUGAGUUCACCGGAAGUUGUAGCUGUCUGCGGAAAGAGCGAGAAGCAACUUCUAGCCUCACAGGUCAAUAAUGAUUGGCUUUUCGGAUUGACAAAUUUCACUCCCAAGUGCAGGAAUGUUGAACAGCAUGAUGGAGGAUCCUCUUCUGAUGAUGGGAUCACUAGAUGCCAUCCAAUUCAGAGUUUUGGUGGCUAGAUAUAAUCUGAGUACAAGCCUCCGACUGAUCAUGUUCGAGUGUACAAGACUGUCUACGCGAUGAAGAUACAAUAUGCAGGACCUCAGGAAUUCUUGAUCCACAGAGCAACGUGUCACACUCCUCCUUAAUUAUGAGUGCACUGUAGCAUGCUACUGCAAUCAGCAAGAUUAUGAGAUUUUGAGCUUAAGGUGCCUUCAUAUGUAGUGCUCACUUGCCUUCGAGGUUUCAGUUCAUCAUUACAAAAAAAUUGUCAGGCAGAAGCGCUUAAAAUCUCUGAGAGCGUUGUUAGGUUUGUCUGAAUUAAAGCUUAUUCAGUGGUGCUCCCAUCAGGCUUGCUACAUCAACCCUUUUUGAUGCAAGGCAGCUGUUAAUCUAUUUCGGGGCACAGAUCGAAGCAACUUUGUGCAUCCUUCGAAUAUGUGUAUUUCUUACCAUGUC
This is a messenger RNA of Marchantia polymorpha subsp. ruderalis, 1783 nucleotides long. NCBI's taxonomy places the organism in Eukaryota, Viridiplantae, Streptophyta, Marchantiopsida, Marchantiales, Marchantiaceae. The record is from the annotation of a GenBank genome assembly.